AUGGCGAGAACACAAGUAAAACUACAAUAACAACACUCUUACUUUAAAAUAAAGCGUAGUUACCGAAUAUUGCCAACUGUAAUACUGACGCGCGUUACUGCUGCUGCUCAAAGCCUCUGAGCCAACAUGGAGGAUGAAGAAAUAACCUUGGCUUUGAUCAAGUACUAUUGCUAUGAGAAGUAUUUCAAUCACGCUGUAAACGCUGCAGCAGCUGCUCAAAAGAAAUUCAGCAAUGAUCCUGUCUACACUUUCUUUCACGCAUACGGUACCCUCAUGCAAGAUCAAAUUCAAGAAGCCUUGGUAGAACUGGACACUAUAAGAGAUCAUCGUGAUCUCUCUCUGUGCACAUUAAUGGCUCUUGUCUAUGCAGAGAAAAAAAAGACAAACCCAGACAGAGAUCUUAUCCAAGAACUUGAUGCUAAGGUAAAAGAGGAUCGUAAAAGUGCACCUCCAAAGAGUCUGUACUUUGCUGGCACCUUUCUCUGGCUAUUAGGGCGAAAUGAUAAGGCGAGAGAGUACACAGAGAGAAUGAUAAAACUCUCCAAUGGCUCAAAAGAGGGCUUAAUCCUCAAAGCUUGGAUAGAUGUGACAUCUGGUAAAGACGCCUACGCUAGAAAGGCUGGAAAAUACUUUGAUGAGGGACUGAAAGAAAGAGCAGAUGUUUUCGCCCUGAUGGGAAAGGCACAAUACUGUGAAUAUCGCCAGAACUACUCUGGAGCAUUGGAGAUUGUUAAUCAAGUGAUUGUGAGCUUCCCUGGUUUUUUACCUGCUCUCAUCAAGAAAAUGAAACUGUUGCUGAGCCUUCAAGACUGGGACCAAACCAUAGAUGUAGCACACAGGCUUUUACAGAAAGAUAAAAAUAACCCGGAGGCGCUUCGGAUGUUAGCGCUGCAUUCUUUAUGCAGAGACGGCAAUAUUACUGAGUCAGUAAAGCAUCUUUCAAACCUCAUCAACAGCUUGGACAUUCUGGAGCCACACAACCAUGAGCUUUUAUACCAAAUGUCGCUAGCCUUCACUCGGGUUUGUGGACGAAAUGAGAAAGUGAUUGAGCAGACUUUGAGAAUGGUGGAAAGAGCCUUCACUAUGGCACCGGGGGAUUCAGACUUAGCCACAGAGCUGGGCUACCAGAUGGUGCUUCAGGGCAGAAUCAAGGAGGCAAUGAAGUGGUAUAAGACUGCUUUUACCAACAGGGAUCAGAGCAGUGUUUCUGCUUUGACAGGUAUAAUUCAUUGCCAGCUGAUAGAGGGAAAUCUCGAAGAUGCAGAACAACAGUUGGAAUUUCUGACAGAGAUUCAACAAUCUAUUGGAAAAUCAGGGGAAUUGUUAUACCUACGUGCUGUGCUGGCAGCGAAAAAGCGCCGAUCCCAGGAAGAGGUCACCAACUUGCUGAAUGAUGCAGUGGAUGCUCACUUCUCCUCCUUUCAUGGUCUGCCUCUGGGAGUAGAGUACCUAGAGAAACUAAAUCCUGACUUCCUGUUGGAGAUUGCCAGAGAGUAUCUUGCCCUCUGUCCUGCUAAGCCUCCUGCCCAAGGCCAGCCUGCUGCUCCUCAGCUCCAGCACUGUGCCACUGUGUUGGAUACAGUAGUAAAAAUUGUGCCAGGUCUCCUUCAAGCAGUGUUCUUGCUUGCCAAAGUCAAGUAUCAGUCAGGUGACAUUGAUGCUGCUCAGAGUAGUUUACAACACUGCCUGGACCAGUGUCCUUCUCAUGCAGAUGCUCAUCUGCUAAUGGCACAGAUCCAUCUGCUGCAGGGUAAUGUGAUGCUGUGCUCCCAAUCCCUUGAACUCUGCCUCAGCCAUAACUUUGAGAUUCGAGACCACCCACUGUACCACUUGAUCAAGGCUCAGACCAAGAAGAAAACAGGUGAACUUACUGAGGCUAUUCAGACAUUGCAGAUGGCCAUGAGUCUUCCAGGUGUCCGCAGAGCUGGAUCCUCAUCCAAGUCCAGAAACAAGAAGACAGAGCUGAGCUCUGCAGACUGUGUCUCUGUCUUUCUGGAGUUAGCUGAGGCACUGUGGCUCAAUGGAGAACAGCAUGAAGCAGCAAAAGUGAUGCAGGAUGCCAUCAUUGAGUUUUCAGGAACACCCGAGGAGCUGCGUGUCACUAUUGCUAAUGCGGACCUGGCUUUGCUGCGUGGUGAUGCAGAACUGGCACUGAGUAUGCUCAGAAAUAUUACCCCGGAGCAGCCCUAUUACAUCCAAGCCAAUGAGAAAAUGGCAGACAUAUAUCUGAACCAUAGAAAAGAGAAACGGCUGUAUGCAAGCUGUUACAGAGAAAUGGUCGAUAAGCUGCCCAGUUCUCACACAUAUGUCUUACUCGGUGAUGCCUACAUGAAGAUUCAAGAACCAGAGAAAGCCAUUGAGGCUUAUGAGCAGGCUCUGAAGAAAAACCCCAAAGACGGUGCUUUAGCCAGUAAGAUAGGGAAGGCCCUGGUAAAGACUCAUCACUACAUCAAGGCAAUAAAUUACUACGAAGCGGCCCUGAAGACUGAGCAGCAGAACUUCCUGCGCUAUGACCUGGCCGAGCUCCUGAUGAAAUUGAAGCAAUACGAGCGCUGUGAAAGGGUCCUGCAUGAUGCUCUGGCCCACGAACAAGUGAAUGAGCUACCUGUGCUCUCAGAUGACUGCCGUUAUCUGGUCCUGUUGGCCAAAAUACAAAACAAAGUUGAAAAAACUGAGGAAUCUAUACUUUCACUACAGAAAGCUCGGGAUGUGCAGGCCAAGGUGCUGAAACGCGUGCAGUUGGAGCAGCCCGACGCUAUCCCCAUGCAGAAGCAACUUGCUGCUGAGAUCUGUGCUGAGAUCGCCAAACACUACACAAGUCAGAGGGGCUAUGAGAGAGCAGUCAAAUUCUACAAAGAAGCUCUUGUGUAUUGUGAGACAGAUCGCAAGGUGAUGCUGGAGUUGGCACGUUUGUACCUUACUUUAGGCGAGAUUGAUGCAUGCCAGGAGCAAUGCAACGUCAUUUUGAUGAAUGACCAGUUUAAUGAAGAUGCAACUCUGAUGUUGGCAGACAUAAUGUUUAGGAAGGAUGACAAUGAUAAAGCAGUUUCCCAUUUUCAACAACUCCUGGAGCGCACACCAGACAACUACCACGUUCUGUCGCGUCUUAUCGAGUUGAUGAGCAGGGCUGGGAAGUUGGAACACGCCUCGAGAUUUCUUGAUAUGGCAGAAAAACAUUCUUCAAGGUCUCGAUUUGACCCUGGGUUUAACUAUUGCAAAGGACUUUAUCUCUGGUACACAGGACAGCCUAAUGAUGCUCUUCGACACUUUAAUAAGGCACGAAAAGACAAUGAUUGGGGUCAGAACGCUGUAUAUAACAUGAUUGAAAUCUACCUAAACCCUGACAAUGACACAGUUGGAGGAGAAUUAUUUGAGAGUUUAGAUGGUGAAAUUGGGAACUCUACAGAGAAGCAGGAGUCAGAGCAGCUUUCUGUAAGGACGGCUGAGAAGCUGCUGAAGGAGUUAAAGCCUCAGACACAGAGUGGACACGUACAGCUCCGCAUCCUGGAGAACUACUGCCUUCUGGCGACUAAACAGAAGGCCAAUAUAGAGAAAGCCCUCAGUGUUUUCACAGACAUUGCCAACAAUGAGAAAGACCACGUUCCAGCCCUGUUGGCAAUGGCAACAGCUUACAUGAUGCUAAAGCAAACUCCUAGAGCCAGGAACCAGCUCAAACGCGUAGCCAAGAUGAGCUGGAGCAUUGUUGACGCAGACGAGUUUGAGAAAAGCUGGCUACUCCUGGCAGACAUCUACAUCCAUUCAGGGAAGUAUGAGAUGGCUCUGGAACUGAUAAGCAAAUGCCUCCAUCAUAACAAGUCAUGCAGUAAAGCGUAUGAAUAUAGGGGCUACAUAAUGGAAAAAGAGCAGUCAUUCCGUGAUGCAGCAUUCAACUACGAAAUGGCUUGGAAACAUGGAAAUCAAACGAACCCAACUAUUGGGUACAAGCUUGCUUUUAACUACUUAAAAGCAAAAAGAUAUGUUGAUGCCAUAGAUGUCUGCCAUAAGGUUCUAGCUGCUCAUCCAAAUUAUCCAAGAAUAAGAAAGGACAUCCUGGACAAAGCUCGAGCUUCCCUGAGAUCAUAGUGUUGGACCUGUAUUUGUGUGAUAGAGAAAUAUUUUCUGUAACUUUUGAUUGAAUCCACAUUUAUUGUUCCAUCCAUCCAUCCAUUCGCUUCCGCUUAUCCUGUUCAGGGUCGCGGGGGGGCUGGAGCCUAUCCCAGCUGUCAUAGGGCGAGAGGCAGGGUACACCCUGAACAGGUCGCCA
Molecule: messenger RNA, 4264 nt
Organism: Archocentrus centrarchus (flier cichlid)
Lineage: Eukaryota; Metazoa; Chordata; Actinopteri; Cichliformes; Cichlidae
Gene: ttc21b
Product: tetratricopeptide repeat domain 21B
Exons: 29
Coding region: 127-4083 (1318 amino acids)
Biological process (GO): intraciliary retrograde transport; protein localization to cilium
Cellular component (GO): intraciliary transport particle A
Molecular function (GO): protein binding
Source: RefSeq, a predicted model, not a curated record